ACCUGGCCUGGAAGCGUAGCAAGGUGGUCGGGGGUCUGGGCUUCGCGUGGAUCCGGCAUCUGCAGCCACAGGCACCUGGCGGAGGAGGGAGGGUGCGGGCGCGGGGCUUGCGUCCCGGCUUUAUGAAGGCUUCGGGGCCGGCUAGGGGGCGCAGUCAGCCGGGAGCGGGAGGAGGGUGGCGCGCGCGGGAGGACCCGUGGCCCGCAGCCGCCCGCUCCCGGGCUUCGCGCGCGUCUGCGCCCCUCGGUUCCCCAGCUCGGCCCCGCCCCCUCGGCUCCCUCCCGCCCUGUCCCUGCCCCAGGAGCUGCGGCGCGGCCGGCUGGCGCUUUCUAGUGUGGCUGAGGGCUCGGGGCGGUAGGCGGGGACCGUCUCCCGACUCCGGCCUCCGCGGGGUGGCCUCCAUUAGUGUCGCGCGGAACCCCGAAAGCGAAGCCGCUCUGGGGAGUUAGUUCACCGACUCCCGGGCCCCAAGUUUUCAGCUUGAAAGGAGGAAUUUCGCAAAGCCUCCGGAAGCCAGAACCCACGCUGUACCCCGUAGCGGAUGUCCACAGCCGCCAAGAAGCUGGACUCUGCAGAUCUGAUUAGGGUAACAGGUUAAUCAGGUCGAGUGGGAGAAGGAGGACCCUGUCUCAGAAGCAAAAGCAAGUCAUAUUCCAAGACGCAUCAUGUCCAGUUUCGAAGAUGCUGAUACGGAAGAGACAGUGACUUGUCUCCAGAUAACUGUUUACCAUCCUGGCCAGCAGCAAAGUGGUGUAUUCCAAUCAAUAAGGUUUUGUAACCGAGAAAAACUUCCUUCCAGCGAGGUGGUGAAAUUUGGCCGAAAUUCCAACAUCUGUCAUUAUACCUUUCAGGACAAACAGGUUUCCCGAGUUCAGUUUUCUCUGCAGCUGUUUAAAAAGUUUGAUAGUUCAGUUCUCUCUUUUGAAAUUAAAAACAUGAGUAAGAAGACCAGUCUGCUUGUGGACAACAAGGAGCUGUGCUACCUAAAUAAAAUAGACCUGCCUUACAAGUGCAUGGUCAGAUUUGGUGAGUAUCAGUUCCUGAUCGAGAAGGAAGAUGGAGAGUCGUUAGAGUUUUUUGAGACUCAAUUUAUUUUGUCUCCAAGAUCACUCUUGCAAGAAAACAACUGGCCGCUCCAGAAGCCCAUACCGGAGUAUGGUGGUUACCCAUCCUGCUCCACCCAAAACACUUCUCCUACAGAAAUGGAUGAAAAUGAAUUGUGAACACGGAGGGCUGAGAGGAGAAUCAUGAAGGAUGAAGAAAUCUGUAGACAUUUAAUGGAUACUUCACAGUUUAUUAAAGUCAUCUGUUGUCAAAUUUGGCAACUCUUAUUAUCAUUUUGAAGUUUUUAAAUUGUAUUAGUCAUCAGUUUAGUCAUUUGUUACAUUCCUAGAUGUAUUUUGGAAUUACUGUGUGUUAUUAAGAAUUAUUAAGCAUAUUUAAGUGUACAUCUGUGAGGGUUAAUGUACAAGAAGUAUCCAUGCUGAUGAAGGGAUAGUGUUCUCAGUAGGAUUAUUUUCUUUUUAUGCUUGCUUUUAGUCCUAUGUUUUGUUUUGUAAGGAACAGUCUCUUGGUUUGGUCAUAUUAUUUCACACGUAGCUGUUUUUCAAGGUCAAGGCUGUGGGCGUGUUGUUACUUGUGGUGUAGCCUGUUGGUACCUGCAGUACUAGGGUACUAGCGUAAUGUGUUUUGGAGAACUGUCAGUGCAUCAUUGUGGUUUUAGUAUAGGAAGCCCUAUCUGAGCAAUAAUACCUUUUCUAUGAUUUCCUUUCUGUAGAAUAAUAGUGUUCAUUCCCAAAAAUAGAGUUUUCCUUGUAUAUAUUCAGUAUCUAAAACCAGUAUUUUGGACAUUUUAAUGAACCAUUGCUAUGUUGAGGAUUCUUUUUCAGUUUUCUUACCAAACAUUGACUUUUAUGUACCAUGCAUUUUUAAAUUCCAUGAAUUUGAAAUUUUAACAACAUUCAUGCAUAUAAUAAAGUCCAAGUUUAAUUCUGUAACCAUGUUCUUUGAAACUCAUUCUGGAGAAGGGAAAGAACUGUUCUUAGACUGCUUACUCUAAGGAAGGAGUGCCAUAGGCCUCAGGCAGAGGCUGUGACUGGGGAUUAAGAUGGCUCUGGCUCCGCCCCUCAAUGCGUAUUAGCUCCAAAUCUCCAUACAUCACUCAUCACUCCACGUGGUGGCACACGGCCACCGGUAGUUCCUGUGAUACACAUUCUUUGGUUUCCUGCAUCCAUCUUAAAUCUGCUGCUUUUGCCAGUUUCGCUACCCCCGACCUCUAAAUAUCAACACUUAGUUGGGCUGCUCUGCCAAUAUGCUGCACCAGGGUGAUCCUACCUGGCAUAAUGACUUAAAAUACCAUUUACUUAUUAAUGACUUCUAAACGUGUACCUUGACCUGGUCUCUGAACUACAGACAUAUGCAUCCCAUCACCUUCUUGAUGUCUUGAUAUAAAUUCCUCAUAAACACCUCAAAUUUAACUUCCAAAACAGAACUCAAUUUCCUUCACCUUCCUAAAUCUGUUCCUCCCACUACAUUUGUCAAGUUGGAAACCAAAGUUAUUGUGAAGUGUAGUUGUAGCUGCUAGAUUGGCUGUCAUAUUUCCAGAUUUAACCAGCAGGGAGACAAUAAGCUCAAAUAGACUUAAUUACUUCCACAGAUUGCAAAAGCAAGGUCAGCAUGAAGUCAGUGUUCCACAUCCCUGGUCCCUAGGGCUAUCCCUUGGACAUUGGAUCAGGGAGGCCAAAUGACACCUAAAUGGAGGGCAGCUCUGUUGCUGAAGAGCCAACUCUAAACUCCAGCCUAUUAGCCUACAUCUGUAGUGAAAGGGAGUGAGGUGGAAAUCUCUGCUUCACUAGAACCAGGGAGUGAGAUGAGAAAUUGCCUCAUGGCAGCCUUCUGCAAGAUAGGGGAGCAGAUGAUAAAUGGCUUUGUCCCAUCUCCUGGAAGACUGCCUAUCUUGCCAUGUUCUGGGGAGGAUCACAGGGCUUUGUUAAGAUUUCAGUAGGAGUGUGGUUGAGUGUUGCUAUACAGAUGUGCAGUGAGCAAGGUCGCCAGAGCACCAUGCUAGAUGCAUUAUCCUACAGUUCUCUUGGAUUCUCUUGGAUUCCAGCUCUACUUUUGCCCCCCAUCUAGCCCAUCAGAAAAUCUUGUUAACUCUACCUCUGAAGUUUAUCAGCUCUGCAUUCCUAUCACGAUUAUUAACCCAAGUCACAUCAUGUCUCAUGGCAAGUAUCACACAUAUACUCUUGUCCUCUUAUAACCCAUUCUCUACACAGCAGCUAGAGGAAUUUUUAAAAAAUGCAAAUUGGAUCACGGUCCACUCUGGCUUACAGAAAGUCAGUGGCUUUAUACAUCAAAUAAAAUUAACUCUUAACCAUAGUCUAUAAAACCUUACAUGAUCUGGCCCUUAAAUACACCUCUAAUAUCAUAUAUCAUUCUACCUCAUGAUGCUUCAGUCCCCGUGAUCUUUUCAUUCUCAGAACAUACCAAACGUUCUCCUACACCUCAGGAAUUUUAUAAACAUGCUUUUUAUAGACAGGCUUUUUACUUGGCUGGUUCCUGCUCAACAGUUAGGUCUCAGCUCAAAUAUCAGCUCAGAGAAGACUUUCUUGUCCCCAGCUAUCCUGCAUCCUAUCAUCUCAUAUAUUUUCUAACUGUGAUCUGUUGUUUUCUUAUUUACAUGUUUCCUUGUUAUUGUCUUGUCUCUCUCAUCAGAAUGUAGGCAAGAGCUUGGGCACUGUAAGUCUUUUUACUACUCUGUCCCUAACAAGCUAUCAGACUCAGUAGAUUCUCAAAUAUCUGCUGAAUAAAAAAAUGUUAUUUCCAGUCUUUUUUAUAAAUACAUAAAACAA
Molecule: messenger RNA, 3851 nt
Organism: Lutra lutra (Eurasian river otter)
Lineage: Eukaryota; Metazoa; Chordata; Mammalia; Carnivora; Mustelidae
Gene: TIFA
Product: TRAF interacting protein with forkhead associated domain
Exons: 3
Coding region: 666-1223 (185 amino acids)
Biological process (GO): canonical NF-kappaB signal transduction
Molecular function (GO): protein binding
Source: RefSeq, a predicted model, not a curated record